Chlamydomonas reinhardtii is the source of this 1683-nucleotide messenger RNA. RefSeq lists its product as uncharacterized. Gene Ontology annotation, cellular component: cytoplasm. Gene Ontology annotation, molecular function: aldehyde-lyase activity. The transcript is spliced from 6 exons. The record is from RefSeq and is a predicted model, not a curated record. The coding region runs from base 101 to 1234 and encodes 377 amino acids. NCBI's taxonomy places the organism in Eukaryota, Viridiplantae, Chlorophyta, Chlorophyceae, Chlamydomonadales, Chlamydomonadaceae.
CCUUAGCGGAGAAGGCUUCCCGCACGCGUCCCCACGCAGUCUGUUGCUCCAGCAGCCUGCAGGUGCACCUCCGCUUUCUCGCAUGCAGCUCCAAGGCGCCAUGCACCGCAGCAGCUUAAGGAAGUCAACUGCUUACAGCGUUGCAAAGCCCCAUGCACUAUGGCCCCUGCCUGGGACCGCGCCCACGCGGCGUGGGCGAGUACAUGCGUGCAACGCCGCCCAGACACGCCCCGCCCAACUUAGCGCCCCCUGGCGGCCAGCCCCAAAGUCCCGACCCGCAACCAAAACUGCCUACAGUAACGAUAGUAGCAGCAGCACCGCAGGCAGCCGCAGCAGCGGCAGUAGCAGUGAGGCCAGCUCCUCCUCCAGCGCCUCCGCCGCCCAGUUCGGCAUGUUUGUGUGCUCGGGCAGCCCGCUGGUCGCCGAGGCGCUGGCGCACACGGGUGUGGACUGGCUGUGCCUCGACACGCAGCACGGCGCGGUGGGCUACGGUGAGCUGCUGCGGCUGCUGCAGGCGACUUGCUCGGCGCCGCGGCGGCCGCAGACCAUCGUGCGUGUGGGCGGCCCCUCGGACCGCUUCGGCAUCCAGCAGGCGCUUGACCAGGGCGCGGACGGCGUGAUGGUGCCGCUGGUCAACUCGGUGGCGGAGGCGGCGGAGGCGGUGUCCUACUGCCGCUUCCCGCCGCAGGGCUGCCGCAGCCUGGUGGCGCCGUCACGAGCCAUCCUGGUGCAGGAGGGCGCGGGCGGCGCCGCACUGGGUCGGUACCUGCAGUCCGCCAACUCGAGGGUGCAGGUGUGGCUGCAGGUGGAGAGCCUACAGUGCCUGGAGGCGCUGGACGCCAUCCUGGACUCCGUGCCCGGCAUCGACUGCCUGUUCGUGGGCCCAGCCGACCUGGCAGUCAGCAUGGGGCUGCUGGGCGGACCCGGGCCCCUCGCGCCCCAGCCGCCGCAGCCGCUGCGGCCGCAGCCGGCAGGCGGCAGUAGCAGCAGUGGGAGCAGCAGCGGGGCGGCGGCGCUGCCGGAUCUGGCGGCGGCGCUGGCUGGGCCGGAGAUGCAGGAGGUGCACCGGCGCGUGAUUGCGGCGUGCGCGGCGCGGGGCGUGGCGGCGGGCUGCUUCUGUGUGGGGCCGGCGCGGGCGAAGGAGCUGGCGGCGAUGGGGUACUCGCGUGUGGGUUUUGACACGGACCUCGGAAUGCUCAUCAACAGCACCAGCGCGGCGCUUAAGGCGCUGUGAUCAGUGAGCGUCAGGGAGCGUCCGAGCGUGUGGGUGAGGGCUCUGAUGGAAUAAUAGAUCGUAUGCAGUCACGUGCAACAUGGGCCGCUGUUUGGCACCCGGCUGCAUUGUUGCCGCCAAGAGGGUAUGUGAGGCAAUGCGUGGCCAUGUUGGUGAUUUGCUGACGUAGGUACAUUCGAGGGCGGUGGAGAUGCUGUGGGAAUGGGGUCCAACUUGGUCCAACACGACAGUGUGACAGUUGCCGUGACUUGCAACUUCGAGUGUAGCAUGCAAGGCCACCGCGGCAUCGCCCACCGAUAUCAUGCCUGCGUUUGAUUGCUGGAUCAGCUAGUUCGAGUUCCCGGCAACUGCACCGACACGCAAAACACAAUGCGUCUUCUCCUCACUCGUGCGUCUUCAGCCCCCGCGCCCGACACACGCCUUGUAUUGUUUUGUAAUCCGUUGCUGCA